Molecule: messenger RNA, 1862 nt
Organism: Helianthus annuus (common sunflower)
Lineage: Eukaryota; Viridiplantae; Streptophyta; Magnoliopsida; Asterales; Asteraceae
Product: UDP-glycosyltransferase 73E1
Exons: 1
Coding region: 196-1692 (498 amino acids)
Molecular function (GO): UDP-glycosyltransferase activity
Source: RefSeq, a predicted model, not a curated record
ACCUUUAUGUAAACUGAGAUGCAUAAUAAAUAUUAAAGUGACAUGAAUUGAUGAUCAAAACCAUCCACAUUAACUGAGAUGUAAACUGAGAUGCAUAAUAACAAGUGGUGGACAUUGAAGCAUGCAUGCCAUUGAAUAAAUAUAUAUAGCCGCAAAAUUCACUCUAAGAAUCAACCAAAGCCUUCUCAAAAUCCGAUGGCUUCUCUUCCCACGUCUCUUCACUUUGUUUUGUUUCCACUAAUGACCCAAGGCCAUAUGAUACCCAUGGUCGACAUAGCCCGUUUACUAGCCGAACGCGGCUCCAUGGUUACCAUAAUCACGACUCCUAUUAAUGCUAACCGUUUCAAACCGGUCACUGAUCGGGCAAUCAAAGAUCAGCUCAAGAUUCAUAUUCUUGAACUCCAACUCCCAUUGACUGAAGUUGGUUUACCAGAAGGAUGUGAGAAUUUUGACUUGAUUUCAUCACAAAAACUCUUUUCGAAAUUGUUUAUGGCUGCCACUAUGUUAGAGGAACCCGCGGAAAUCAUGCUUCGGGGACUAACUCCAGCACCAAGUUGCAUCAUUUCUGAUAAUCUUUUCGCUUGGACAAACAAUAUAGCUCAAAAGUUUAAUAUUCCAAGGCUUGUUUUCCAUGGACCUGGAUGCUUCACGGUCCUAUGCAUGCAUAUUGCUAUGUAUACUAAAAUAUUACAUGACAUCGUCUCUGAUUCGGAGUAUUUUGUGCUGCCUGGCCUUCAAGAUCGCAUUGAACUUACCAUAAUGCAGGCUUGUAGUUGGGGCGGGAAAGAUGCGAAAGAAGCAGCGGCUUUUGUGGACGGAUUACUAAAGGCGGAGCAAGAUGCAAAUGGGAUUGUGGUUAAUAGUUUUCAGGAGUUGGAGCCUUACUAUGUUGAAGAACUUGCAAAGGUAAAAGGUAAAAAGGUUUGGUGUAUUGGUCCGGUUUCGCUAUGCAACAAAAGUUUCCUAGAUAUAGCCGAGAGAGGAAGCAAGGGAGGCAUCAACGAACAUGACUGUUUGAAAUGGUUAGAUUCAAGGGAGCCAGAGUCUGUAAUAUUUGUUUGUUUGGGAAGUUUGGCACGCGUUGCCACUGAACAAAACAUUGAACUUGGUUUGGGAUUGGAGUCAUCAAAGAAACCAUUUUUAUGGUGCAUAAGACAUUCGACGGACGAACUCGAAAGAUGGCUCAUAGAAGAAGGAUAUGAAGAAAGAGUGAAAGAUAGAGGGCUAAUAAUCCGUGGUUGGGCACCACAAGUAUUGAUUCUGUCACAUCAAGCUGUUGGAGGUUUCGUAACACAUUGCGGAUGGAACUCGACUCUUGAAGGGAUCUCAGCCGGAGUCCUUAUGAUUACAUGGCCACAUUUUGCAGACCAAUUUAUAAAUGAAAGAUUUAUAGUAGAUGUUUUGAAAAUUGGAGUGAAGAUUGGUAUGGAGGUUCCUGUUGUGGUUGGGGAUCAAGAUAAGUUUGGAGUGGUGGUGAACAAAGAAGACAUCGAAAGAUCGAUAGAAGAUUUAAUGGACGAAGGAGAGGAAGGUAAAGCAAGAAGAAAGAGAAGUAGAGAACUUCGGGAAAUGACUAAAAUGUCGAUGGAGGAUGGAGGUUCAUCUCACCUCAAUAUGACAUCAAUGAUUCAAGAUGUUGUUGAAUUGCUAAACAAAAACUUAGCUCCACCAAUUCAAGAUGGUAUUGUGUAAGAAUCGUAACUUCUUAGAUGUUGAAAGAUGUUAAGAUAUUGACCACUGUUCCAGCUAUGUAUUGUUGCCAAUGUUGUAUUACUGCUUUGAUACUAUGCAAGUUUGAAGGGCAAUUUUACUAAAUGUAUUGUUAAGAUGUUAUACAAGCCAUAUAUAUCCAUUUAUACAAU